Hordeum vulgare subsp. vulgare (domesticated barley) is the source of this 2061-nucleotide messenger RNA. Its product is annotated as E3 ubiquitin-protein ligase ARIH2-like. The coding region runs from base 71 to 1780 and encodes 569 amino acids. NCBI's taxonomy places the organism in Eukaryota, Viridiplantae, Streptophyta, Magnoliopsida, Poales, Poaceae. The transcript is spliced from 3 exons. Gene Ontology annotation, cellular component: cytoplasm; ubiquitin ligase complex. Gene Ontology annotation, biological process: ubiquitin-dependent protein catabolic process; positive regulation of proteasomal ubiquitin-dependent protein catabolic process; protein polyubiquitination. Gene Ontology annotation, molecular function: nucleic acid binding; ubiquitin protein ligase activity; zinc ion binding. The record is from RefSeq and is a predicted model, not a curated record.
CAAAGACUCCUCAGCAAACCCCUAAACCCUCGUUUUCUCCCUCUGCAGCUGACCAGGGUUCCAACCGACCAUGGCCGGUGACGAUGGCCUGACGGCCCUCCACGAGCAGGCAGCCCUGGCCUCCUCCGCCGCCGUCUCGGCCUCCGACCUCGAGUUCGCCUUCCAACUCCAGGUCUCGGAGGCCAUCCAAGCAUCUCUUCGCGCCAACAGUAACCCCUCCUCCUCUUCCAGCUCAGCCGCCGCAGCGGCUGUCGCCUCCUCCCUAUUUCAGUACGCCCCUGUGGUCGAGCCAUCGGACGUCGCAUACGCCCUAGCGGUCCACGCCGCCGACCUCGCUCGCGCCGAGGAGGACCGCCUGGAGGCCCAGGGUCUCCUCGCGGCCCACGCCCAAGCGGCCGCCACCGUCCGCAUCGCCGCCCACGACGCCGUCUUCGCGCGCGAGCUCGCCUCCAUUCCAGAGGACCAGUGGGCUCGUGAUGGCGACAACAUCGAGCGCCCCCUCGACCCGACCAAACCCCUCUUCCGCGUCUUCUUCAAGGGCUUGUCGAGCAAGGGGGUGGUGGGGCCGCGGGACCGGGACCCGGGCGUCGCGGUGCUCGCCGUGGCCCUGGCCGAUCAACAAGGAAAUGUGGUGCUCAGGAUACAGAAGCCGGUGGAAGCAUCCGUGGGUGGGCGCAUGACGCUCGAGGUAAUGGCGCUCACCGUAGGCCUGGAGGCGGCUUUUGGGUUGGGGAUCCAAAGCAUCAAGAUUGUCACAGAUUACAGGGUGCUGUACAACCAUUUGCUUGGAAUUUGGCGGCCAACACAGAAGAAGCUUGCAGAUAUGAUAGAUCAGGUCCUGUCAGUGCGAAAGAAAUUUAAGCAAUGUGAAGUAUUAUUUGUCGAACGAAGGCAGAUUGAUUAUGUGAUGAAACUAGCCAGAGAAUCAGUAGAGUCUCAGCUUGCCAAAGCUAUUACUGUGCAUGCUGGCAUGGACAUGAGAGAGAAUUGCGCCAUCUGCCUUGAAGACACUGAUGUUUCUAAAAUUCAUGCAGUCGAAGGUUGUGCACAUCGCUUCUGCUUCUCCUGCAUGAAGGAGCAUGUGAAAGUUAAGCUACUCCACGGAAUGCUCCCAGCUUGCCCCCAAGAUGGUUGCACUAAGCAGCUGACUGUCGAGGGUUCAAAGGUAUUCCUGUCACCGCGACUCUUAGGGAUCAUGGUGCAACGUAUCAGGGAAGCACAAAUCCCUCCCGCUCAAAAGAUUUAUUGUCCAUACCCCAAGUGUUCAGCCUUAAUGUCGUUGAGUGAUGUGAUACAGCCAAUGCAAGAAUCUUGCUCAAAGUACACUGUUGCUGAUUCUGCCACAUUGAGAAAGUGUGUUAAAUGCAGAGGCUCGUUCUGCAUCAGCUGUAGGGUUCCAUGGCAUGACAGGAUGACUUGCCAUGACUAUAAGAUGAUGCACCCCCAUGCUCAUUCAGGAGAUGCCAAGUUAGAGAACCUUGCAGAGCGCCGGCUAUGGCGCAAGUGUGUCAAAUGCCAGCACAUGAUUGAACUCGCAGAGGGUUGCUACCAUAUGACUUGUGUGUGCGGCUACGAAUUCUGCUACACCUGUGGGAAGGAAUGGAAGGCCAAGAAACCAACCUGCUCCUGCCCGCUGUGGGAUGAACACAAUAUAAUCCGUAAUGAUCUUAGGGCCAAUGUUGUCCGUGAAAACAUUCAGGAAUAUGAAGAUGAGUACGAUGAUGAUGAGGACGAUUACUAUGUUCAAGAAGGUGCUCACCAUAACCAGGGGUUUCAGUAAUGGAUGGGCCAUCACCAUGACCUGUUCUACCAUUAACAUCACUUGUCCACGGUCCAGAAUUCGAGUAUCAACUUGUUUUUGCAGCUAUGCAUCUGUAAUUACCUAUUCAGCUAUGUAGAUGAGCAGGGUCUCCUUUGCCGUUAGUAUGUAACCGACUGAUAUUGCUUGCUAUCGUAUGGGUGUUUUGCUUCGUUUUGUGGGACACAUGAAUGUAUUCAUCUAUCAGAACUUGAUGGAUAUAAUGUUGGGUUUAAGGCCUAAUUUAUGUCUGAGCUUGUGAA